Messenger RNA from Penicillium riverlandense, 1089 nucleotides. RefSeq lists its product as uncharacterized. The transcript is spliced from 4 exons. NCBI's taxonomy places the organism in Eukaryota, Fungi, Ascomycota, Eurotiomycetes, Eurotiales, Aspergillaceae. Bases 1 to 1089 code for a protein of 362 amino acids. The record is from RefSeq and is a predicted model, not a curated record.
AUGCCGCCUCCCCUCAACACGCUUGCCGAUUCCCUCGGCCAUAACACGCUGGGGAAGGCCGACCUCAUUGUUCAGUCUGUUCUGCUCGCUCUGAGCUUUGUCGCUGUGGGUCUGCGACUGUGGUCGCGACGGUCGCUACAGGUGAAUGACUGGCUGGUUUUAGCAGCGACCCUUAUUGCAAUCGGUCGCUAUGUGGUGGAAAUGAUCAUGGUUCUGCGAUGCGGGCUAGGGCUUCAUGCAGCCGAAGUAGUCGAGACUGGAGGGCCCGAGGCAUUUGUUCAAUUGGUCAAGAUGGCCUAUAUUGGUGAUCUUCUCUGGACGACCGCUGUUGCCUUAGUCCAGCUGUCUAUCCUUCACUACUACGUCAGUGUUUUCUCUCAGCGGACCUUCAAGUGGUUUGCGUGUGGCACGAUGACUCUGAGUCUGGCCCUAUGGAUUGCCAGCUUCCUGGCCACUGCACUCUUUUGCAUUCCGCCGUCGAAGAUCUGGCUCCCUGACACGUCCGGUCACUGUGGAGAUAGAAAAAAGCUGGAGAUGAGCUGCACUAUAUCCGAGCUCGUUCUCGGCAUGCUGGUUCUCAUUCUCCCAAUACCGAUGCUAUGGAGACAACAACAUCCACCGCCCAAAAAGGCCGGGCUGACAAUUACAUUCGUGCUAGGCGCUGGUAUCAUCACCAUAAUCGGUGUUCGCCUCAAGUACAUUAUCUCCCCAGAACCCGAAGAUCCAACUUACGGGUCCGCACUCAAAUCCAUCCUAACGGCUACUGUUCUACCUCUGGGUAUCAUCGUGUCCUGUCUUCCAGUCAUCUAUACGGCUAUCCGAUCAUCCAGUCGCAGACCUGGCUCCCCCAUGUCUGCGCGGUACUGGAAGACAACAGUCUUGUCAUCUCGUCGGCCGCCGGGUCACUUCCAGAUAGACGAGCCAGAAAUGCCGCUGGUCACAGUCACGCAGCCUGUCAUGGUAAAGGGUUCGGAUUUCCUUCGGGGCCAUAUCCAAGUCACCUCUGAUUGGGAGAUACAUUCGACGCGGGAUUCGUCGCGGCUUCGAGACUCGACACGGAUCGAGGGUAGGCCUAUACGUGAGGUCUGA